AUGCUACUUCUUACAGUAAUUUCCGCUGAUGAUGAGGAAAAGCCGAGCGCGCUGAGUCAAUUCGGCGGAACCCCGGAGGAAUGGCAAGGGUUGAUCGACGAGAUGGAGGAGCUGAGGCGUGAAGGAUCUGCACGGUGCAACGAGGCACCACAAAAUAAGAAAAAGGCCUGCUUCCUGAUACUCAACUACAUCGGGCAGUUUAUCGGCAAAACGCGGCAACUGCAGGAAGUGAAAACGAAGUGCUUUCUGAUCGCGGGUAUCAUCGGAGGACUAGUGGAAAAGACGAGGAGAAUCAAGGAAGCCGUGGAGCGAGUUGAGGCUCUGAAGCUACAG
Messenger RNA from Mesorhabditis spiculigera, 333 nucleotides. The record is from the annotation of a GenBank genome assembly. Lineage: Eukaryota; Metazoa; Nematoda; Chromadorea; Rhabditida; Rhabditidae.